Molecule: messenger RNA, 378 nt
Organism: Leptinotarsa decemlineata (Colorado potato beetle)
Lineage: Eukaryota; Metazoa; Arthropoda; Insecta; Coleoptera; Chrysomelidae
Product: pupal cuticle protein 20-like
Source: RefSeq, a predicted model, not a curated record
AAUAACGGCGACGGCAGUUACAAAUGGAGUUACGAAACUGGGAACGGCAUCAAAGCCCAAGAAGAGGGUGAACUCAAACCUGGAGGUGAAGAAGGGAUUCAAUCUGCAGUUGGAUCGUACUCUUACACUGCUCCCGAUGGCACAGAAAUAAAAGUGGAAUAUACUGCUGACGAAAAUGGAUUCGUACCGGUAGGAGAUCAUCUUCCAACUUCACCACCAAUACCCCCAGAAAUAUUGAAAUCACUCGAACAAAAUGCCGCAGAAGAAGCUGGCCAAAGAGUGGGAGGCAAUGGCGGUGGAAAUGGCGGUGGAAACGGUGGUGGAAACGGUGGUGGAAAUGGAUACCGAUACUAAGUCAGUGAGUUGGUUUUUCAGAAU